AUGAAAUCCACAAAUACAACAAAUAUAAAAGACUUUAUUAUCAUUGGAUUCCCUGGACUUUUACCAAAGUAUUAUGGACCGGUGUCUGUUCUGCUUCUUAUUGUUUUUCUUGCUAUCGUGAUCGGAAAUGUUUUUAUUUUAACCGUCAUCCUGCUUGAGCGGACCCUUCACAGACCGACAUACUUGAUCUUUUUUCACCUGGCAAUGACAGAUCUUGCAUUUGGAAUCGUGACUCUUCCAAAAAUCAUUGCCAGAUACUGGUGGAAUGACAUGAUAUCGUCAUUCAACGUCUGCUUCACACAAAUGUAUUUUGUCCAUUCACUGGGAGCUAUUCAUUCUUUGAUUUUGCUAAUGAUGGCUUUCGAUCGCUUUUUUGCCAUUUGGUUUCCGUUCAAAUAUCCUCUUGUGUUCACAAACAAAAGUGUUUCUAUUGCUUGUUGCCUGUGCUGGGUUUUAACAUUCAUACGUAUGAUGGGGAUUGUGCUUCAUGCUUCAACGUUGCCUUACUGUGACCUUAAUAUCAUCAUGCAAUGCUACUGCGAUCAUAUAUCAAUAACUCGGCUGGGAUGUGGUGAAAGAGUCUCAUAUGUUAAGCUUGUUGCAGUGGGAAAUGCAAUGGUGACGCUCUUAGUUCCUUUAACGCUCAUCAUUCUUUCUUACUUUUUUAUCAUUGUCGCUGUUUUAAGAAUGCCUCAUACUCAGAGACAAUCCAAAGUCUUGUCCACCUGCGCUCCACAACUCUUUAUAACCUGCCUGUAUUAUGUGCCAAGAUGCUUUGUUUACCUAGCAAACAAUUUAGGGUUCCAAUUUAGUCUCGUUGUUCGUAUUAUUAUUACAAUGACGUACAGCCUCGUGCCCGCUGCGGUUAAUCCAGUGAUUUACUGUUUCAAGACGAAGGAUAUUAAACAGGCUUUGAGGCAGAGAUUUAAUAACAGAAAAAUAAGCAAUGCACUCAGAUACGAUAAGUAA
Stegastes partitus (bicolor damselfish) is the source of this 969-nucleotide messenger RNA. Its product is annotated as olfactory receptor 52E8-like. Gene Ontology annotation, cellular component: plasma membrane. The transcript has a single exon. The coding region runs from base 1 to 969 and encodes 322 amino acids. Gene Ontology annotation, molecular function: G protein-coupled receptor activity; olfactory receptor activity. Lineage: Eukaryota; Metazoa; Chordata; Actinopteri; Pomacentridae. Gene Ontology annotation, biological process: G protein-coupled receptor signaling pathway. The record is from RefSeq and is a predicted model, not a curated record.